AUGUUGAACGAGCGUAUCUGGCUUAUCAUACUUAUCCCUUUUAACUGCCUGACGUUCGUUGUCAUUGUCUGGCGGUUUCGCAGCUUUGGGCUGUUUGGUUUCUUCCCGCGGUGGGGCUCAGUCUAUGAUCAUUUCAAUGCUACGGCAAAGUGGCUGCUCUUCAUGUCACCACCGCACCCGCUACAUCGUCAAUUGAAGGAUAUGGCAGACAAGCGACUCUCAGAGCAAGUGGUUUGGGGGUGCCCCAGGAUACUCGUCUUUGCCUUCUGCUAUAACAUAAUUCAACUGGUGCAAAAUGAUAUGUCCUCAGCGGUGCGCCUCGGCAACGCGGCACUGACUACAUUCCUGAUGGCAGGGACUCUCAAGCCAAGGUUGUUCACCCCGAGUGUCGUGUUCUUGUUCCACGUUCUCCUGUAUAUUGUCGUCUUAUACCUUGCGAUUACUGCCGAAAACAGCGUCGCUUUCUUGAAAGCCAGCCCAGUGAGAAUCUGCGAACGUCUCGCAGUGAGUAUUAUUCAUUGCAGACCUAGAGUGACUCUUAUGUUAGGUCUUAUGUACGUCGCAGGUGUUUCGCCAGUGUAUGAACCCGCCGACACGCGUCAGGAGUUGAUUGUGUCGCUCCUUGUGUUCGCCAUAACAGCUUCCGUCAGAAAGUCCCGCGACGCGGAGUUUUUGGCAGUGUUGGAGGCAAAGACUUCGCGAAGUGUUGAGUCCAUAGCGGGCGGUCUCUUGUCAAGUGUGUGCGACGCUGUGGUGCAUAUGUCGCGAGAUUUUCAGUUUUCGAAGCCGGCCGCACAUCUUGCCACAUUGCUUCUCAGAUCGCCCACAACGAUGGGUGUUGGUGUCUCAUUUGUUGAUCUAGCGGCUGACGCGUCGGAGAAGGACCGUUUGACUGCAUUCUUGGAGCGACCAAUGUCUGAUACUAGCACGGUUCACGUUUCGUUGAAAGAUUCAUGGGGCAUGACUGUAAAGUUUCAGCUGUUCCACGCCCACGGUAUUGACAUAGACGACGAGCCGAUUCACAUAGUGGGUUUGAAGGAAGAUUCCGAAGAGCUCCGGGCGCCGCCUGAGGGCAAGCUUCGCGAUAGCCAGGUGAUACCGCCUUGUAGCCUUUUAGCAGGAAUCUCGGAGGACUCGAUCAGCGUUUCAGGGAGCUCCUCUUCUGGUGUACUGAUCGGAACCGAGUGCGGGGGGAUGACUGUCCAUAUCAACCCAGAAGGCCACGGUUUGCCUAUCUUGCAGUGCUCCGCCGAGUUCUUGAGUCUGAGUGGACCUCUAUGCGAAGGCGCAGGGUUGCUGCAGUGGGUCGUCAAUCGCGACGCGUUUAUGGAAUGGGCAGAGGGAGCUUACAACAAUAGCAUGGAUAAUCACGAGUUUGGCGACAGUGCCCAUGAUGAAGAGCUCUGCGUGGCGCCAUUCAAUGUCCGUCUUCGUCUGCCUCACAUGGGCUAUGGAGUCCGCGAAAUAUCUGCGAACGUACUGUUGAAAUUGGAUGUCGCAGAGGAUGGCGGCAGCGACGUGACCCCCUCUACACGAACCCUGCUGGUGCUGGAGGACGUUGUCUUCGUCCGCAGUGCAUCCCGCAGAGCAUCCUCCUCGACGAGGCGCCGCCGUCAGAGGCGGAAGCCGUCAUCGUUCUUGACACUGUGA
Prorocentrum cordatum is the source of this 1650-nucleotide messenger RNA. The record is from the annotation of a GenBank genome assembly. NCBI's taxonomy places the organism in Eukaryota, Dinophyceae, Prorocentrales, Prorocentraceae.